UUCGGAAACAGCACUCGUGUACACACGAGCGUCAUUCUAUCUUUGUUUUAUAUAUAAUGAGUAAUAAAGAUAAAAUAUACACUAGUGAUGUUUCCGAACGCAACUUGAGCCGGCCAGAGUUUGCAACACUGACUGGAAAGCAUCCAUAAGUGAACAGUAAACAAUUUGUAAGCGUUUUAUGUGAUGUGUAUACUUUGUGCGUGAAAAAGCUAUAAAUGUGAGUGUUUUAUAUAACUGCUGGUAUACAUUUGAAUUCGUUAAAUCGGUGAAAACGUCAACAUGAUGCAUAGAAGAGGUGGGAAGCGGAUUCGGAUGGACGAUCCUGUACCGCCAGAAUAUGAAACUCCGAUGACUCCUUCGACGCCUAUGAAUGAUAAUUCUGGUGGAGAUGCGAACGAGUCUUAUAAUGCAUAUAUGUCAUAUAAUCAUGCUUCACAAACACCACUGCACAAUCCAACUCCAGAACAUUAUUCUUCCGAGAGCUAUAGUUCACCAAGUACAUCUCAACAACAAUAUCAGGAACAGUCUGCAAAUUUUGACAAUCAGACACAAUUUGAAGCUCCUAUGACACCCAAUGUUAGAAUAACACGUAAUGCACGUGCUAGAAUGCGUGGAGGUGUAGUGCAGCAACCAAAAUAUAAAGAAAUUGAUACAGAAUAUACUCCAUCUGCUAUCAAAGGGAGAAGUAGUGGUGGACGAGGACGUGGCAAAAAGACACAUCAUUCUCAGAAUUCUGAAGAUGAAGCUAGUCUUUAUUCUAUAAUAAAAAACAAUCGUACAUCACUUACAACCAUUGUUGAUGACUGGAUAGAGAAGUACAAGAGUAACAGAGAAAAUGCAUUGCUUAUGCUGAUGCAAUUUUUUAUCAAUGCUAGUGGUUGCAAAGGUAGUAUCACUCCUGAGAUGCAACAAACUAUGGAACAUGUAGCAAUUAUUCGCAAGAUGACUGAAGAAUUUGAUGAAGAAAGUGGUGAAUAUCCCUUAAUAAUGACUGGACAACAAUGGAAAAAAUUUCGCGCCAAUUUUUGUGAAUUUGUUCAGAUUCUUGUUCGACAGUGUCAGUACUCUAUUAUAUAUGAUCAGUUUUUGAUGGAUAAUAUUAUCUCUUUGUUAACUGGACUCUCAGAUUCACAAGUGAGAGCAUUCAGACAUACUGCAACACUUGCAGCUAUGAAAUUGAUGACAGCGUUAGUAGAUGUUGCUUUAACUGUGUCUAUAAAUCUGGAUAAUACACAACGUCAAUAUGAAGCUGAGCGACAGAAAGCUCGAGAAAAAAGAGCAGCAGACAGAUUAGAAUCUUUGAUGGCAAAACGAAAAGAAUUGGAAGAGAACAUGGACGAAAUAAAAAAUAUGCUUACAUAUAUGUUCAAGUCUGUUUUUGUUCAUAGAUAUAGAGAUACGUUACCCGAAAUACGUGCAAUUUGUAUGGCAGAAAUUGGUGUUUGGAUGAAAAAGUUUCAUCAAAAUUUCUUGGAUGAUUCAUAUUUGAAGUAUAUUGGCUGGACCUUACACGAUAAAGUUGGAGAAGUCAGACUUAAGUGUCUGCAGGCAUUGCAACCAUUGUAUGCUUCGGAAGAGCUAAAAACGAAACUCGAGUUGUUCACAAGCAAAUUUAAAGACCGAAUCGUUGCGAUGACAUUAGAUAAGGAAUACGAUGUGGCUGUUCAAGCUGUAAAGCUGGUUAUUUCAAUUUUAAAACAUCAUAGAGAAAUUCUCACCGAUAAAGACUGUGAGCACGUUUAUGAGCUUGUUUAUUCGUCACAUCGCGCGGUUGCUCAAGCAGCAGGUGAAUUUUUAAAUGAGCGUUUAUUCCGCCCGGAUGACGAAGCUGUAGAAGGUGUUAAGACCAGACGCGGCAAGAAACGAUUGCCGAAUACACCGCUUAUACGCGACCUUGUUCUGUUUUUCAUUGAAUCCGAGUUGCACGAACAUGGAGCGUAUCUAGUAGAUUCUCUAAUUGAGACCAAUCAAAUGAUGAAAGAUUGGGAGUGUAUGACAGAUCUUCUAAUAGAGGAGGCUGGUCCCGACGAAGAAGCGUUAGAUAAUCAGAAAGAAACGUCUCUUAUCGAGUUAAUGGUAUGUUGCAUAAAACAAGCUGCUACGGGUGAAGCACCGGUCGGUCGCGGAUCCACGCGAAAAAUCUUAUCGGUUAAAGAACAGAAACAAGUACAAGAUGAUAAGCAAAGAUUGACAGAACACUUUAUUCAAACGUUACCACUGUUACUUGAUAAGUAUAGAGCAGACCCAGAAAAGUUAGCUAACUUGCUUGCGAUCCCUCAAUAUUUUGAUUUAGAUAUUUACACUAAAUCUAGGCAAGAAAUGAAUCUGGAUUCUUUAUUAAAUAAAAUUCACACCAUUGUGGAAAAAAUGCACGACACUGAAGUUCUAGAUACGGCAGCUAAAACUUUGGAAUAUAUGUGUGCGGAAAGUAAUGCUAUCUUUACCAGAUGUGAUGUCGCUCGUUCUACUUUAAUUGAUUCUAUCGUUAACAAAUAUAAAGAAGCGAUCGACGAGUAUAGAAAUCUAAUUGAAGGUGAUGAAGAACCAGACGAAGAUGAAAUAUUUAACGUUGUACAGUCGCUCAAAAAAGUGUCCAUCUUCUAUUCAUGUCAUAAUAUGAAUCCAUGGGGUAUAUGGGAUUCAUUGUACAAGGACAUUGAAGAUGCAAAGGAUCCUUCAAAAUGUUUACCGUAUGAAGCAGUUAAAUAUUGUAUAAGUGCGUGCUUUUUUGCCAUUUUAUGGGGUCAACUUCAAGUGAUGGAUGCGGAUUCGGGUAGUCGUGGUGAGGACGAAUGUCGGCAAUUAAAAGAACGCUUGCAUUCAUUUAUGGGUUCGAUGCGUCAUUUUGUCACUGUGUCUUCGGAUGAUAGUACUGAAAAUACUAAUACGCGAUCGCAAAUCUUGAGAGAAGAAGCAUAUAAUACGAUGUGUGAUUUAUUAGUAGUGUUUUGCAAUCAACUUACUUCUCAUAAUGAUCCUUUGAUGCAUCAGUUAGUUUAUGAGCCUGAUCCAGCAAUACAGAAUAUGCUCAACAGAUUUAUACAGGAAUAUGUCUUUUUUGAAGAAGAAGAUGAUGAACACGAUGAACACUCAAAAAUUGAAGAAUUGCAUAAACGAAGAAAUUUUUUAGCUAGUUAUUGCAAAUUAAUUGUGUAUAAUAUGAUUCCUACAAAAGCCGCGGCUGAUGUAUUUAAACACUAUGUUAAAUAUUACAACGAUUAUGGUGAUAUUAUUAAAACUACGUUAGGAAAAGCAAGAGACAUUAACAAAACAAAUUGCGCGCUAACAAUGCAACAAAGCUUAAAUAUUUUAUACAGCGAGAUAGUGGCUGAGAAAGGCAAAGUAAACAGAAACAGUGAAGAGUUUACCGCAAUCAAGGAACUUGCAAAACGAUUUGCUUUAUCCUUUGGUUUAGAUGCCGUAAAAAAUCGUGAAGCAAUUACGGCUUUGCAUCGUGCAGGCGUAUUAUUUGCUAUAACUCCACCGGACGGUGUUGAACAGGAUCCUACAGGUCCUCCACCGAAUUUACCAUUUCUCGAGAUACUAUCAGAAUUUACAAAUAAACUUCUCAAACAGGAUAAACGUGUUGUACUCAACUUUCUAGACCGACGAUUGCAAGCUGGAAUGCCAUCUUCACGAGGAGAAGAUUGGCAACCUUUAUUAUUAUACAGAAAUAGUUUAUUACACGGUGAAACCGAUCAAGUGCCGGUGACCAUUAAACGAGCUUACACGAGGCGCAAAAGAGAUCAUUUAGCCGAGGAAGAAGAAGCCGAUGAACCUGAUGAAGGUUCUGAUCAUGAGUUUGCAGGAUAUUACCUGUUAUUAUAGAUACUAACGUAAUAUACUAAAUAGUUACACAUAUAGCUAUUUAAAAUUAUAUAAAACAGAAUUAGCAACAACAAAUAUCUCGAUUUCUGCAACAUAUAAAAUUAACUGUUUAUCUUCACUUAUUUUUACAAUGUAAACUGUAUAGAAAGUAUUUUAUAAAAUUAAAGCACAGAUAAUUUUAUGCAUAUUAAAGAAGCUUAUAUAUUUGCGUUUCUUUUUUUGCUAUAAAAUAUUAUUGAUGUUUUUAAAUUUGUACAAGUUGAUAGUAGUUAUGUUACUGAUGUUUGCAAUAGUUUUUUACAUUUCUAUUAUCUCUCUAUAUUAUUAAUAUUUUUAUGAAAUUUUAAUGUUACUCUCUUUUGAAUGAAAAAAAUGAACUGUUCACAGGAACUUCAUAUGUAAUAUUAAAAGUUCUUAAAUAAUCGUGUGCGUACGUGUGCCUACCAUACAUACAUACACACAUAUAAUUAUUAUACAAUUUUCAAAUAUUAAAGUUUGAGUAUUACUGGACAAGUAAAUAUUUUUUAAAUAAAACAAACAUUAUUUACGAUCUUGUGUUAUACAAUUCAAUUGCAUGUUUAUAUUUUAUAUCUAUAUAUCAUCAAUUUACUAUUAUCAAUUUAAGUUUUUAAAUAAAAGUUUACUAUUUUUCUAUUUUUAACACGUUGAGUGCCGUAAGGGUUACCGGUGACCGGCGAUGCCAAUCUUAAUAAAAACACAUAAUUCAAGUGAAUGACAAUACUUUAAACAUUUUUACUAUUAUUAUCGUUAUUACAAAACUGUAAAAAAAACUAAUGCACUAUAAAACAAAAAUAUUUUUAUUUAAAAUCAUACACGUUAUACGCGCAUGUUGCAAUGUGAAUUUUCUUCACAUCCGAAACUUUCUUCACUAUCCGAUAGUAUUCGACAGCGUUUAUAAUGGUGAAAGCGAAUCGUUAGAUGAAUUACUUGAAACACUAUCUUCGUUUGACGACAUAUUAAUUUUAAGGGCUAUUUAAAUAUUAAAAAUAGGAAAUAAAAUGCAAAAAUUAAUGUAGUGUGUAGAAAUAUAACGGAUAUCAUUACUUGAUAGUUCAACAAUCAAAGAAUGAGCAAAGUAAAAACCAAUUGAGACAACCGACUUUUAAAGUAAACAAUAAAUGAAACAUAGCGUGAGAUCGAAAAAACGCAUCACAGCGCCGUGGGGGUCAUUAGUGACCCUUAGUAAAAUAAAUGCAUAAAACAUGAUAAUGUAGUUCAACUUAGAUGUUGUACAUAAUAUUUUACAAUAAUAUGCAUCGCAUAGCAAAAAAUUCAUUCCGGCGCUGUGGACGUCACGUAAAAUUGGCGCGGCACUUAACGUGUUAAAUAAAAAUUUUAUAUUUUUUCUACGUAUUUGCAUGAGUAGUAAGUUUUUAAAUAAAUUCCUUGUUACAGGCAACUUAAUUAAUAUAGAAAGAGAAUAGGGCUUCUAAGCGUUCGAGUAUCCAUAUAUCCGAGAUUACGAUUUGUGAAAACUCAAAUCCGCAUUAGUUAGAAUAUUUUUGUAAUUUAUGUUAGAAAAUGUUAUUGGCAAAAUUAAUAUUCGAAUCUCCGGAUAUUCGGAUAGUGUCAGAUUUGAGCACAUUUUGAAGUCCUAGAGUAUAAUGUAUAACAAAUCAAAUAUAUAAAAAGUACAUCUGUGUGGAACAAAUAUAUGAUACAUUCUUAGUCUUUCUAUUACAUAUAUUUAUAAAAUUUGAUUGUUUAAAUAAAGCAGAUAUUAAAAUGUGUGUGUUGUAUAUAAUAGUUUUAAAAAAAUCUAUAAUAGUACAAAAAAUAUCUUAUUUUUGUUCCACUACGUAUACUUUGAUAUACAAAAUGUCUUAUUUUAGUCUGUUAUCUCAAAAACUUAGUUUUUUUCAAACAUUUUAGAAAAAAAUGUUUCAUGCAAUGUUGUAUUGUUUGAAAGAGGUAAUGUAAUAACAAAAUUAAUUUUCGAAAAAAUCAUUUUUUUGAAGUUAUGUGAAAAAAUUAGUUUCUAGUUUUUAAAUAGAAUAUCAUAUAUUUGAUAGCAGAUUCUUAUAGCUGAUAUCGAGAUGUUUCGAAAGUAAUUGCUACUGUAAACUAUAUUUCUUUCAUAGACUUAAAACUAUAGACUAAAAAUUGCGGAGUAACGAGCUUGCGAGAUUUACAGAUCUAACUAACUGCGUAAGACGAUAACUUUCGCGCGCAGUCUGCGUCAAUAUGUUUGUUUUUAAUUGUGUAUACCUCGUAUAUACAAUGUUACAUACGUAAUGGCUUACUUCACGUAUCAUUUAGCGUCGCAGUGACGUCACGGCACUUUUUUUUGCAUUGUUGCAUUGUCGGUCGCCGUUUUCAUUGUCUGUAUUUAUAUGUCUAUGAUUUCUAUUAAGAACUUGUGAAGAUAUAAAACGAAUUUUCCAAUAGUAACGAUAUUACAAUUACGCAAAGUAUUAGAGAUUACAUAAUCAAAUUAUAACUGCGUACAUGUCACAAUACAGAUCAGUUCCACAAUAUAUAUAGAAUCCUAGCUAUCAUAUGUCUUAUUGCGUGAAUACGCACAUAUGCAGAGAUAUAAUCUGAUCAUGUCGAAACUUUCGCGUGAUAUUUUGAAUUGUCAUUAUUGGAAAAUUUGUUUUAGAUUUUCGCGGAUUUUCAAAAAAAAAAAAAAAAAUACAAAAAUGCAGGUUAUUAUAUAAGGUUUUGGAAAUGUUUCACCAUGAGUUACAAGAAUAUGCUAUCAAAAACAUUAAAUUUUUCUAUUUAAAGAGUUGUCUACAGAGUCGCAAAUCGAUUCCACGCAACGAAUUGGUUUAAUCUUUUCUGUAACCUGCGAGAACGUUUUGUAUUCUUAGCGUCUGCGACUUAUGUAGACGUCACUUCAAAAAAGAUAAAAACUGUCAUAUUAGAGCCUGGACAUUUGUCGCGUAUCGCCGCGACACGCGACAAAAUUAUAUUAUUUUAAAUGGAUGACACACAAUGCGUGGCGUGUCCAUCCUUUUAAAAUAAUGUAUUUCGACUGUCGCGCUGCUGACACGCGACAAGUGUAUCCAUGAUCUAUAAUUUUUGCCUGUAACAUUUUUUCUGAAACAAAAAAUAAAUUUUUGGGAAUGAUAGACUUAAAUGAGACUAUGUGUAUGUGUAAUA
Messenger RNA from Pseudomyrmex gracilis, 6957 nucleotides. It is a transcript of the gene SA1, whose product is annotated as cohesin subunit SA-2. The record is from RefSeq and is a predicted model, not a curated record. The transcript has 16 exons. Gene Ontology annotation, cellular component: cohesin complex; chromatin; nucleus. Gene Ontology annotation, molecular function: chromatin binding. The coding region runs from base 280 to 3828 and encodes 1182 amino acids. NCBI's taxonomy places the organism in Eukaryota, Metazoa, Arthropoda, Insecta, Hymenoptera, Formicidae. Gene Ontology annotation, biological process: sister chromatid cohesion.